Paramisgurnus dabryanus is the source of this 3824-nucleotide messenger RNA. RefSeq names its product arf-GAP with dual PH domain-containing protein 1. Gene Ontology annotation, cellular component: cytoplasm; intracellular membrane-bounded organelle; plasma membrane. The record is from RefSeq and is a predicted model, not a curated record. Gene Ontology annotation, molecular function: phosphatidylinositol bisphosphate binding; phosphatidylinositol-3,4,5-trisphosphate binding; GTPase activator activity. Lineage: Eukaryota; Metazoa; Chordata; Actinopteri; Cypriniformes; Cobitidae. Gene Ontology annotation, biological process: positive regulation of GTPase activity.
AAGGGAGGUGGUAAGACGCUCAAUUCUCUGGAGCGAAAGAAAAGGAUCUCUCUCUCUCUCUCUCCCCGCCGUCUGAACCUUGCGCGCAAACACAAAGAGGAAAAGAAAGAUUAUAAUUCGUACAAUUUCCAUUGCUGUACUAUCUGGAACAACACAACCUCAGAGCAGACGUGCUUCCGAAUAUUUUGCGGAUAUUCAGCGUAAAAUCUUUGACGUGACCAUCGCUGUCCCAUUCAUCAACCUGCUCGCGAUAGAAAACCCCUGCGGAAACGUAUCGAUCCCGUUCUCCGGUUGAUAAGGCGAGUCAUGGAACGGAACAGCUGCGUGCUGCGCGAUCUUCGGCAGCAGCCCGGUAAUGACAUUUGUGCGGACUGCGGGGCUGCAGAGCCGGAUUGGGUGUCUGUGCCUCUGGGCGUGUUUGUGUGUCAGGGAUGCUCUCUCAUCCACAGAAGUAUCCCCAACCAGGUGAAGUCUGUACUGCAGGACACAUUCGAUGAUAAAGAAACAGAGUUUAUUACCUCUAUGGGGAAUGAGGCAGCGAAGGCAAAGUACGAACAGCAAGUUCCACCAUUUUAUUACCGCCCCUCCCACACAGACUGCAGAAUUUUGAGAGAACAAUGGAUCAGGGCCAAAUACGAGAGACAGGAGUUUGUACACAUCGAGAAACAAGAGCCUUAUUCAGCAGGGUACAGAGAGGGGUUUCUAUGGAAACGCGGUCGAGACAACGGGCAGUUUCUCAGUCGCAAGUUCAUUCUGUCUGAGAGAGAGGGAGCGCUCAAGUACUUCAACAAGCAAGAUGCAAAAGAACCAAAGGCCAUAAUGAGGAUUGAAACUCUAAAUGCUACUUUCCAGCCAGCUAAAAUAGGCAACCCCUGUGGACUGCAGAUCACAUAUCUCAGGGACAACAGCACCAGAAAUAUCUUUGUGUACCAUGAAGACAGUAAGGAAAUGGUGGACUGGUUCACUGCAAUCCGGGCAGCACGGUUUCAUUACCAGAAGGUGGCAUUUCCUGGAGCUAAUGAUGAGGACCUGGUACCAAGACUUACACGGAAUUUUAUGAAAGAGGGUUUCAUGGAGAAAACUGGCCCAAGGCAUACAGAGGGCUUUAAGAAAAGGUGGUUUACCAUGGAUGAUAGGAGGUUAAUGUAUUUUAAAGAUCCCUUGGAUGCAUAUGCACGUGGAGAGGUGUUCAUUGGCAGCAAGGAGAACAGCUAUAAAGUCGUACCCGGGCUACCACCCUCCAUCCAGGGCUACCAUUGGAAGUAUGGCAUCACCAUAGAAACACCAGAUAGGAAGUUUCUGUUUGCAUGUGAAACAGAAGCAGAGCAAAAAGACUGGAUUGCAGCCCUUCAAAGAGUCGUCAAUCGACCCAUGAUGCCGCAGGAAUACGCAGUUGAGGCUCAUUUUAAACACAAACCUUGAUGCUGGCUGUAGACCUGCCUACAUGCUACAGGCGAGACUGGACAACGAACAGUUCUGUCCAGUGAAUACAUGUACAGUAUACUGUAGGGGAUGUUUGGGGUGAGCUCUGGACCAAGCAACGUCUCAACACGUACAAAGGAAUGGCUUCCUUGCAACUUUGAUUUAGUACUAAUUCACUGGACACUAUGUUAAGGGUGUCAACAGAGCAAUGACACUGAGGUUUAGUAAUCUUGAAUGUCCCUUCGUAUGUGUGAAUACCAAAGCAGACAUACUAGGUGCCGUCAGCCAAGCUACUGUAUAAAUAUGGCAUGUGAAUGUUGUUUAUCCCUCUUUAACAUUUAAUCUGUACAUCAAAGGGUUGGCAUACAGCUCAUGUGAACUAUUUCGCAAAACUUCUGUUAUUUAUUGGAAAUACUGUAUUGUACUGUACAUCCAAGCAAAUGCUGCUGUGGACUUCUAAGACGCUACGCAAUGACUCAUUUUGAAUAACCCUAAUGUUAUAUCUGUUCAGAUGCAGUUAAAGGGGUUUGUGGCUGGUUCGGUGCUCAGUAAAGUACUUAUCAUUCGAAUGUGUUAGUAGUCAUUUGAAUCAUGUUGAUAACUGAUACUGUAUGUGCAGCUAUGAUCCUUCAAUACAACCUUAAAGGUGGGGUGCGUGAUUUUUGAAAAACACUAUGGAAAAGGGAGUCGGGCUGACUGACUACCAAAACACACUUGGCGUGUCUACUAACUAAACUGACAUUGUUGCCUGCGUAUGUGUGGAGCGAGUCUAUCAAAAGAAGGUCCAGAUUCUAUUGGGGUAGGGGCGUGUUUGUUUAGGGGAUUUUUAAAUAUCAAUAUUGGCUUUCAAAGAUCAUGCACCCUGUGUGAGGGUGCAUGAUCUUUGAAAAAGAUCAUGCACAAAAACAAGGCAUGAACCUCCACACAAGGCCAGGGACUGCCAGAACUCUGCCACCAUGACAAAAUACAAAUAUAACAAGACUUCAAGGCAGAGUCCUGACACCCUGCCCUUAUGGGAUAAUUUACCGAAAAAUGUACAUUCUGUCAUCAUUUACUCACCCUCAAGUAACAAACCUGUGUACAUUACUGUGUUUUGCUUAACACAAAUAAAGAUACUUUGGAUAUAGAUCUGCAGCAGCAUUCACUUCAAUCGUAUUAUUUUUUCCUACUAUGGAAGUCAGUACUGCUGCAGAUAUGCUUGGUUACAAACAUUCUUCAAAAUAUCUUUAAUUGAAAAGUGUUAAUAACAAAACAUAUCUGGGGCACCAUUCACUUCAAUAGUAUUAUUUUCUUCUACUAUAGAAGUGCCCCAGAUCUGCUUGCAUACAAAAAAAAUUCAAGUUAUCUUUCUUUGUAUUCAACGUAACAAAGAAAUGUAUGCAAAUGUAAAAACUUGAGGGUGAGUAAAUGAUGACAGAAUUUUUAUUAAUCGGUGAACUAUCCCUUUAAGGAUGACUUGAAAUUUCAUAGCAACAUACUGUAAUAGUUUCUACUUUUCGUGUCUGUAAUGGGCGACCAACAGCCUUUAUUUUAUCAGUUAUACAUCCACACACUGUAUAUAUGGCAAUGAAGGUACUGUAGUUCUGUUGUUGAUUUAUUCUUCUCCACUAGGUGGCGGUACAUCACAUUUUAGGAUGCAUGUAUCCAUUCCUAUCUUUCUAUGCAGAAUGGUGUUGUUAUUAGUGAUAGAUUGAUUUAUUGGCCAAUAUUUGGCCAUUUUGAGAUAAUUGCCAUUGGUCAAUAACCACACCCAUCUGGCUUAUUAAGAAAAGUGUCAGUUCCUCUUGUGUCCGGUAAAAACUCCACAAUCUACAAAAUAGAUAACAUUCCUUAUUUGAUUGAAGGUUGAGUAAAUAUUACGGCAUUAUUUAAUGUAUCAUCAGUUAAAUCAGCCAUUAUAGGCUCUAUUAUCUGUACAUAGAUCAGCCAUUGAAAACUCAUACAUCUUCAAUUUCUACCUGUUUAAAGAAUGCAUAAGAAGAUUCUUCUGACUUUAUAAUCAACAUUAACAUCUGAAUGACAAACUCCAUUACCAUUAACGUGAUACUGACUUUACCUCCAUGUGUUGUCUCUUCAGGUCUCCAUGUUUAGUGAUGUUCUGUUAAAAGCGUUUGGACAGUAACGGUUCCUUUACUGUUCAUGAGUUUUGUUUUGUUUAGGAUAAGGGUCUGUAAAUUUUUACUAGUUUUUUUUUGUUUCUUUUUUAUGUGCACUAUAUCAUAGCAUGCAUACAGUAAAUGUGAAAUGGUACAAAGGACUAUGGUAUUUCAUCAUGAACCCAGAAUGUUUUUUUUUACUUUUACCUUUUUAUUGACCGGUUUCUCAUUUAGUGCACUAAAGUCGCCUGGCAGCAGCAGUGCAAAUGUUAAAAAUGCAUAUAUAAUAAAACUAAUUUAAUUUAA